Molecule: messenger RNA, 947 nt
Organism: Aegilops tauschii subsp. strangulata
Lineage: Eukaryota; Viridiplantae; Streptophyta; Magnoliopsida; Poales; Poaceae
Biological process (GO): negative regulation of abscisic acid-activated signaling pathway
Source: RefSeq, a predicted model, not a curated record
UAGGUCCACAGCUUUCGGUCCAAGAUCCAGCGGAUAGCAGUACCCCAAUCUGCUGGCGAGCAAUCCUAUUCGUCUACUGGCUGAUCCAUUGGUACAUGAAAUUUCUUGUCCUUUUCAUCGUUUUCCUCUUUCUCACCCUGAUAGAUCCUGCACAGUACGUGUGUUCCUUAGAACAAGCGUACAAUACUACCCUCGUACACCUACUUCCUCUCCUCCUCUCUACUCCCUUCUAGGGUUGUGCUGUACCGCUUAAAUCAUUUGGGUGGGAAAUUGGGGGCACCGCCGUACGCAUCAAUUCUCCUAGACAACUAGAAUACACAAGCUAGCUAGCUAGUUUGCACCUGCUGAGACCCCCGUUCGCACCACCUUUGCUCCUUUUCCGCCGGCCGGCCGUUCGCCAUAUGGAGUCCAACGGCGGCGAGGGAGAGGGCGACAUCGACCUCAACCUCUCCCUGCAUCGGGCGUCGUCGCCGGAGCCGCUGGGCUACUUCACCUGCACCUACUGCAACAAGAAGUUCUACUCCUCCCAAGCGCUGGGCGGCCACCAGAACGCCCACAAGUUCGAGCGCAGCGUCGCCAAACGCACGCGGGAGCUGGCUGCCGCGCGCCGCCACGGCCACGUGGGCCAGGUCGGCGCCGGCGAGGAGGCCAGCAGGAGAGGGAAGGACCCGACCAGCAAUGCCGCCGGGAGCUCCUCGCACAGGAGGGCGUCUCCGCCGGAGGCAGCCCGCCGGGACCUCAUCACCGAGGAGAUCGAUCUGUCUCUCAAGCUCUGAUAUUACUGUGUCGAGGUUCUUGUCACUGCAAACUUAUGGUCUAUUCGCCUUAUUACUGGGUUCUUGUGAUUUCUUACUCAUUUUAUGUCUAGAAUGAAAGUAUGAAACCUCGCAUAGAGCUUCUUCUCCCUUUCCUUUUGCUGGCUUUUUUUACCGGGUCAUAAUUUACUA